Molecule: messenger RNA, 1536 nt
Organism: Cryptomeria japonica (Japanese cedar)
Lineage: Eukaryota; Viridiplantae; Streptophyta; Pinopsida; Cupressales; Cupressaceae
Product: protein RGF1 INDUCIBLE TRANSCRIPTION FACTOR 1
Exons: 6
Coding region: 506-1252 (248 amino acids)
Source: RefSeq, a predicted model, not a curated record
GUGCGGGCUUUGUAAAUUUCGGUUCAUUUGAUGAAACCGAGUCUGUCUUCUCUCUCUCUCUCCCUUGUAGGUAGUCGUGUAGGAGGAACGACAUAUUUGUUAUAAAUGUACGGCUGUGGUGCCGUCUGGUUGUUUGCUCGAGGUUUCGUGUGCGUGCGAAACAUUGAACUUAACUAGGGCGGUGGAGGAGUUGUAUGAGAGACGAGGCAAGGGUUUGAAAUUUUGAACGAUUGGUAUUUGGCAUUGUCGGCAAUUACGAGGAUAGGAUUGAGAAUUGGCUCUGGUUUUUGGCGCUUUCGCGGCGGCUGUGUAAUGUGGUUUUGCUCGGCACAGACAAGUUGCUCUCAUCUCCGAAGGUCAAAUUGUCAAUUGAAGAGCUAGGAAAAGCUAUUAAGCGGCGAAGAAAGCGAGGCAUUUGCAUUGUCCAAGUUCCAUUGAAAGUGAGAAGCUGGCGAUCGAGGAUCAAUCUCCAGCCAACAUUUACAGGACAAAAAAAAAUAAAGUCAUGGUAGGGACAAUGCUACCAUUGCAAGACGACGAAAUAGGGCCGCCCUGGCUGGAACCUCUGCUGAAAACAAUUUUCUUUAUUCCCUGCGAAAUCCAUGCCGAUUCCAGCAAAAGCGAGUGCAAUAUUUACUGCCUGGAUUGUAUGGGAGACGCAUUAUGCUCGUACUGCCGCGGCCGUCAUAAGGAUCACAAGAUUGUGCAGAUAAGGCGGUCCUCAUACCACGAUGUAAUACGGGUUUCAGAGAUUCAGAAAGAGCUCGACAUCACAGGCGUACAGACCUAUAUUAUAAACAGUGCUCGAGUUGUUUUCCUUAACGAAAGACCUCAACCAAGACCUGGCAAAGGCGUCACCAAUACAUGUGAAAUUUGUGAAAGAAGCCUCGUCGAUUCAUUCCGCUUUUGCUCGCUUGGCUGCAAGCUGCAAGGAAUAAAGCAUCUCAGAGACAUGACAUUCAUCUUACAUUCGAAGCACUCCAGGGACGAAUCCGAUGACUCAUCUUCUCAGAAAAGAGCACGGAGAAGCUUGGAACAUUUACAUUUGUCCGAAGACAACGGCGGCACGGAAAGCACGUCAGUCGACGGCACUUCUUCCGUUAAACGCGAAGACUAUACAAGCGAUCCCGAGGCGGCAAAAUCCCGUUACAGUAUGCAUGACAUUUAUCCUCCUACUCCACCGAUAUCUAGCCAGAAACUCGCUGGGAGGAGGAGAAAGGGGAUUCCACACAGAGCACCGUUAGGAGAUUAAUAGUAUCUUUUUGUGCAAGGCUGUUUCAAAUUAGAAGGGCAAAAGCAAAAAAUCUCUUUUCUAGACUGUACAUAAAUGCAGUGGGAAUUUCAUAGGCUUGCUAUAACAGGAAAGCAUCUAGUGCAUCUAAUGCAUUUACAAGGAAGGUAAUAGUAAUAAUAUGCCUUGCUUAAUGAUAUACCUAAUAUACAGCUAUCCUGUAACCUAAUAUGUAUUCAAUCCUGUAUCUAAGCUGCCAAAUAUAAAUGAAACUAGGAUCCUAUUUUUAUAGGAUUGUAUUGUUC